AUGGGAAUGAAGGCAAUAAGCAACGUGCCAAGAAUUAGUAAAAGAGGUCACGGCGGUCCUGGGGGGUGCUCAGGGAAGGUCGCUCAUUGUUUGACCCCCCACCACCCUGCAGCCCACGAGCUCGCACAGGAAACAGAGCCAGCUAUGGCAGCGAGCUGGGAGCUGCAGUCCCACGCUCUCAUCAUUGUUCGUGAGCUGUCUGCUCCUCCCCUCAGUGACGACAGUGAAGAUCAGACUCUGAACUUGAGUGUCGCUGAAAUGCUGAAUGUGGUGGAGGAAAACCCUCUAAACCACAUUUCAGUUGAAAGUUCUUUGGUAUCAGAACCGAACAGCGACCACCAGCUCCUCUCUCUCAACUCUGAUGAAGCUGAGAGCCAAAAUCAGACAGGAGACAAACAUGGAGACUCCGGAUCAACUAAAAAUUUAGAGCCAAAACAACAGAAUGAACCUCACAAAAGCAUCAGCCGCGCUGACAAUUUAUCCAAACCCACAACAUCAACGAUCCGCUGUGAUACUCACACAGAUAAAAACUUCUAUAAAUGUGACACGUGUGGGAAAGCUUUUUCGUGUCUGUUGAAUUUGAAGAAACACCUGAUAACGCACACAGGUGAGAAGCCACAUGCUUGCACCAUCUAUGGGAAAAGAUUCACUCAGACAUCUGCACUGAGUCCUCAUACAAGAAUCCACUCAGGUGAGAGGCCGCAUUUUUGCAGAACAUGCGGAAAAGAUUUCAGAUCUCGGAGUCGCUUGAUAGACCACAUCAGAACUCACACGGGAGAGAAGCCGUUCGUAUGCAAAACAUGCGGGAAAGCUUUCAGACACAGUAGUCACUUGGUGGGCCACAUGAGGACUCACACAGGAGAGAAGCCGUUUACAUGCGAAACAUGUGGGAGAGCUUUCAGACUCAGUGGUCACUUGAUCAGCCACAUGAGGACUCACACAGGAGAGAAGCCGUAUUCUUGCAACACCUGCGGGAAAGGAUUUGCUCAGAAAUCUGUACUGAAGGAUCAUUUAAGAAUGCAUACAGGAGAGAGGCCGUAUCCAUGCAAAACAUGCGGCAAAGAUUUCAGAUAUAACAGUGGAUUGAUAGUUCACAUGAGAACUCACACAGGAGAGAAGCCGUAUUCUUGCGAAAUCUGCGGGAAGAGAUUCUGUCAGCCGUCACAUCUGAAAAGUCACGUCAGAGUCCAUGCAGGUGACAGUAGCGAUGUUCUUGUAACAAACAUUGCAGAAGUAAUUGCAACUUGUUAGACUAGAUGAGCACAGGUGAGAAGACGCACCUUUGUAAGAUUUGCGGGAAAAGAUACUUUGAUGCUCCUCAUUUUGCAAAGCAAGACUGCCUACAGGAAGUAGUCUCGGUUUUGCUAAAUACGUCGGAGACGAUAAUUUUUCAGCACCAUCUCAGCUGUAUAAAAGCACCGUGAACUCUCAGUCAAAGUAAUUAUUACAAUGAUCAGUUUCCCAAAGUGGGCAACAAAAUGCUGUUUUCUGAUCUUGUAAAAUCUAACAUUAUCGCCUAAUAAGAAAAAUAUAAAUCAGUUUUGAGAAAAAAACGUUUAGACACUUUUCUCCUUUAAUGCUGCAGUUCUGCAUUACUGCAUUUUUACAGGCAAAUGUAAUUUUUGGGGCUCUACAUUUUACUUAAUUGUUUGCAACCUGUCAUUAAAUGUCAUAUUCUACGGCUUUUAUGAUUGCAUCAACUUU
Messenger RNA from Plectropomus leopardus (leopard coralgrouper), 1704 nucleotides. The record is from RefSeq and is a predicted model, not a curated record. NCBI's taxonomy places the organism in Eukaryota, Metazoa, Chordata, Actinopteri, Perciformes, Serranidae.